GACCCAAACGCAUUUCAACGCAGGCGUUUGACGAGGAUUGUAAUUUCAUUCCGUGUGGUAACGAUAAGUUCCUCUUUAUCUUAUUGAACUUUCUGUGAACUGUGUGCAAGUGUUUGUGUUAUUCGAGGGCGGUGGUUAAGAAUAAUCUCAUCUCUUUUUUAUCAACAUUACAACUUAUUCUUGAAUAAGCCCCAACAUCAUCCUCCGAAUCGUAAUAAAAUGGAGUGCGGAGUUACGGGAGCGAGUUACACGAACGGCGCCUCCCCCGGUGGGGGAGGCGGUAUACUAGCAGACGUGAGGUCGGAGAGGUCACCGGCUAAAACGGGACUGCACGUUAAUUUCAAGGACAAAGGGGAAAUCAAAGAAAAAAGAGAAAAAUUUCUUACUGCCAAAUACGGACAUCACCAAAUGAGUCUAAUAAGGAAGAGGUUGGCCGUCGAGAUGUGGUUAUAUGAGGAGUUGAAGAAGUUGUAUGCGAGUAAAAAUGCUAAACAAAUAGAUGCUGUAAAUAAUGACGAAGUCGAGGUGGAUAUAGAUGAACUACUAGAUAUGGACAGUGACGAAGAACGGCGGAGGCAUUUACAGAAUCUACUUAUAGAUGCCAAGGGAUCUCAAAGUGAUAUAAAAAAAUUCAUAAAUGAUUUACUAGAUAAGGCAAAGACUCUUUAAAUUAAGUGAAGUGCCAAAAAUUAAUUCGAAUGAUUAAGAAGAAAGAAAGAUAGACACUGGCCCUCAUCGUUGGAGCCUAAGUUGCACAAGUCUUAGUGAUUUUUGUCUACAUCGAUGUUCAUUGGAUAAAAUGUGUAUACCUAUAAUCCAUCCUCGUAUUACCAAAACGAACGUUUUGAUGCAGUAAUUUUAAGAUUUUUAUGUAACAUCCAAUUAAAAAAGGCUCGAAAAUAUCAACAUUUUAUGUUCUACACCAUCUAGUACCCUUAAUUUCCAUAUCAUUUUACUUUUGUUUUGUAAAAAUGGAUGAUGAUCUGUUUGAGAGAUCAAUGUGUUCAUGAUUUGAGACGAAAACUGCAAAAUAGAACAGCAACCCGAUAAAUGAUCUACAUUCAGUAAAGGUUUUGGAUGUCAGUUCUUGAAAGAUUUUUGUACUUUUGAAUUUGUAUUCCUGUUUUAUUAUUUGUCCACAAUAAAAUUGCAUUUAGUGUAUCAUGAUACGCCCCAUAACUCAUUAGAACUUGCUUUCUCAGCAAUUGUUGCUGCCGGUCCAUGUUAUGUUGUGGUAUGGCACAAAACAUUAGUAUGACCAUUUGAAACGAUUUUUUCCAACCCUUCUUUGCAUGAUUUUUUAAAUUUUUUUAAAAUAAAUCAGGGUGAUGUAAUUAAUGCUCUAGAUUAAAGGAAAAAUAUUUUAAAAAAUCCUAGUGUAAAUAAAAAUAUGUAUUAUGUAAAAAACAAUAUGAUGGAAAUUUACAUCAUCAUGCAUUGUCACAUAUUUAGCUCAGUACUAUAAAAAUAAAAAAAAUAUUGUUUACAGAAUCUUCUUUAUUCUUUAUGAUAAUUUAAAAAACAAUUAUUAUUUUUAUUUAAGCACAAAUUGACGCCACAUUUAAUACACGAAAUUGUGGAAUAGCCUUUACAUUUGGGAAAUUUGCUUUUGGCCAAUGUUCAGCACCAUAUUUUCUUAUGUCUUUUGGAGGUGGUGGAGCUGGAGAACCUUUUCUUUUUUUUUUGAUUGUAGUUCUUCUUCUAGUAAACUGGUACUAGGACGCCCUCUUUUAGCUUCUUUGGUGGUUUCUCUGUUUCAUAGCACAAAGGCCAAUUCAUUUCUGAAUUGGCCCAUUGUAAGCAGACCCUUUUUAGGUUCACCUCUUUCUUGAGCAUUUUUUUUAUAAAUAAUCCAAGAGUUUAUAAUAGCUAGAUCAAAAAGAUGAAAAAAAAUACGCAAAUACCACUUUUUAGACCUCAUUUUUAUAUGAUUUCUGCCCAAAAAGCUAUCCAUGAGAUCUACUCCUUCCAUAUGUUUAUUGUACUCUUGGACAAUAAACGGGCAAGUAAUAUCAAUUUUUUCUUUUGUUGUCCUGUCAUAUCUAUUGACUUUAGUUACAUGCAAUGCUCCAGAAUAAGAAGAUAACAGAGUUACUAUCUUAUUAUCUUUCCAAGCCACACAACUCAAAUCUAUACCAUCAUGCACAGACACUCUUUCCCCAAAACUACCUCUGGGCACAGAUUUUUUCAUGAAAUUUUUCUUCUCUGGAAAUUUAUUAUUUGGUAUCCUGUUUUGUUGCACAGUUCCCACUGUGUGAAUUCCUGAUUUAGCUAAAAAAACUACCAAUGGCAAGAGGUAUAAAAAUUAUCAAAGUAUAUGAUGUGGUUUUGGUUUCUUGGCGCUCCUCGAAGCAAACGAACUACAACAUUUCCUGUUGCACCAAGAUCUGGUUCAUCUAGGAGUUUCUCUGUAUUCUCUUGUCCAGAAUAUACCUCAAACUUGUGGGCAUAUCCCAUCAAAUCACAGAGAACAUACAAUUUGAAGCCCCAUUUAUGGGGCUUCUUAGGCAGAUACUGUUUUAAAAAAUGCCCUAUUUUGGUAGAACACAUCUCUUCAUCCACAGAAAGUCUUUGAUUCAUUGGUACUGUGGCAAACCUCUCAUCGAGAUGCUUGAUAACAGGGCGGAUUUUAUAAAGCCUGUCAUGUUCUGGAUGGCCUAUAGGUAUGUGAAGAUCAUUGUUAUUAAAAUGGAAUGAUAACUUUAUUUUCUGAAACUUGUUUAGUGACAUUGUUGAAGAAAUGGGCUCAUAUCCAAACUUGGGCGACCAGUAUGAUCUUGUGCUAGGAAAUUUGAUUACGGACAUGUAUAAUAAUAUACCAAAGAACUUAUACAAAUCAUAUUCUGUAAAUGUUAUAGAUGAACUGGGAUUACUCUGUAUUAUAUAUAAAUUUGUCUCCUCCACUAAUGUUUUGAUAAAAUGGUUAAAACAUUGAUAUGGAGUUUCUAGGUGUGAUAGACCGCCUGAAGCAGUAGAACUCUCCAAGAAAGUAAUUUUAUCUGUAUCAUACACCGGAUUCCUUUUUUUCCAAAUCAGUCAAAUGGAAAACUGGAUGAAGACUGCAAAUUGGAUGAUGUUGAUGGGUGAGAGGAUUCUUGAUCUUCUGGUUCUACAAGAGGAGGAUCAAUGUCAGCAGUUUCAUCCACAUCAUCAUCAUCAUCAUCGUUCUCCUCCUGCAACACUCUUAUAACUUCAUCAGCAUCGCGGUUUUCAUCAUCGGAAUCUUGGUCAUCAAGGCCAUCUUCUGAGAGCCAACCGCCUUCUAGCUUACUAAGAUAAUCUUCAAUAUCUCUUUCAUUCAAGUUUCCCUAAAAAACAACAUAAAAUAAACAUUACAAAAAAAAUUGCCAUACAUUGCAAGUGAAGUUACUGCACAGUGAUGUAAAUUUCACAUAGUUUUGAGAAAUGUAUAUAAUAUAAAUUGUAUAUAAAAUAACAAAAACAUGAAAACAAAUCUUUUUUCCACACAUGUACACUUUUCUUGUAUUUUAUAUCUCCGUUUAUUUCCUUAUUAACAAUUUAAAAUAUCACUUGUUUUUUCCAGUCCCAACAAACAGCGGAAUGACAAGUUCUAAGCCUGGUAAUUGACAGUGACGUUUACUAUUUUUUGACAACUGCGUUUUGUUGUACACUAUAGUCGCUUAAAAAGUUGCCAGCAACAACAAAUUUACAGUACAAGGGUUUUGAGUACCUUUUUUUGUUGACUAAAUAUUAUGAUUAAAAUUUCCAUCAUCAUGCAAAGAAGGGUUUGGUAACGUCAAGUGGGGCACGACGGAUCUAUCUGAAGACCUAUGUGCUCAACGGUUUUACAGCCUCCCCCCCCCCACAACUAUGAACUUCUUAUUUGGUUGAUAGUUAUGUUGAAACAUUCUCUGUAAGCGUUCUCAAAAUGGUCUAAUACGGCAUAAUCUAUUAUUUGCUUGAAGAGCAUUUGGGUCAGCAAAUCUUUAAUAUUGAUAAAAAUCUGUUUCGACUCAGACCUUUCUCCAAAAACGAUGGAGUAUUUAGAUUAUAGCACGAACUCCAAUACAUGGAAAUUUGUGUAUUUUCGCGCCAUUCUAGACCAUUGGUUUAAAAUCUAGAUGGGGUUGAUUUGCAAAAUAAAAUUGAGCUUUCAUAUUCGUACAUUGCACAAUAAAAUUAAACAAUUCAUCUGGCAAAAAGGCAUCUUCACACCUUGUAAAAGAUACACACACAUCACGAUUUGGACCUGCAAUUCCAAGGAAUUCUGGCACAUUAUAAGGUCGAAUAUCUCCAAAUGGAUCGCCUAUCAUAUUCCAUGCAAGUGGAUCGUCAUCAACAGAUGAAGUGUUACUAAAGUCUGAUAAAAUUUCAUCUUUCAUCUUCACUACCAGUGAAAUUUUCACUUUCAUCGUCGGAUGUAAUAUUGUCGAACAAAAAAUCGGAGUCUGAAUCACUGUCACUCAUGUUUAGAGGAGAAUUUAUUGCAGAUAUUUGCAAAUCCGAACUUUAAUUAUAAAUAAAAACCGACAGCUUAUCGGACCAAUAAGACAUAGGAGGAGGAGGACUAUUAUACUGGAAUAUAUACAAAGUAUACAAAUAUUAUUAGUUUUUGAUAAAUAGUUUUUCACUGUAAGCAAAAAAUCAAAGUUAAAAUCAUAACAACGUAUAGUCCCAGAGCUGGCUUCAAAAAACAGGGUCGAUUAGGUGCGCGCCAUUUUAGCUUGUAAACUUAAUACAUCACCAAAUGCCAAUUCUCAAGGUCAGGACAGGUCGAAUAUGAAAAUGCCAGCCGGUUUUCUCGAACGGAAAAAUUGGCUGAAAAAACCACAUAACUUUUUUAUUAGGUUUUUGGAGUCUCAAAUAAGAGCGAUGUAAUAGUGCAAGAAGUUUUGCAGAUGAGUUUUCCGGCAUUUUCGAUCACUUCUUAAAGGGUUUACCAGCCUGCAGCAUUUCUUGCGCUAUUACAUCGCUCUUAUUUGAGGUUUAUAAUCCCCACGUUACAAAAGGUUUCGCGCCCGCACGUUAUAAGGUUUUUCAGAUGAGUUUUCCGGUAUUUUCGUUCAAUUCUUACGAGGGUUUUCCGGCCUGCAGCACUUCUUGCACUAUUACAUCGCUCUUAUUUUAGGUUUAAACGUUACAAAAGGUUUCGCGGCCGCACGUUAUGAGGUUUUUCAGAUGAGUGUUCAGGCUUUCAUUGGUGACAGAUUGACUGUUUUAUAAAUUUUUCGAUGUUUUCGAGCCUUAACAAUUAUAAAUUUAUUCGCGGCCAGUUUUGCCAAUGACAUUGUUAACCUGUUUUCUAUGUUUUUAUAUUUUAAUUUGAUUUUAGUCUGUAGGUUAUUUAUAUAAUAUGGUAACAGCUAGUCCUUAUAAUUCAGGAUAUAGGUUAGGAAUCAUAUCAGACUGCCUUUUUGAAUUUAUCAUGAUCUAUUUUCAAGCGGAAACAGUAAUUUACCUCUGAAAAGCAUGAAUGAUUCUAUCAGUGUUUAAUAAUAAACAAAAAAAUUCAUAACAGCGUUUUGUGUCAAUAAAAUUUUGGAGUAUACAGUAACCGCUGGAAAAAUCGAUUAUCAAUAUUAUGUAAUUCAUUUAAUUUUUUUUUACAAAUUACAAAUUAAAAUAUGUAAACAAUACCAAGAACGUAAACCAAAUUUUAAAUUGAUGACGUACCUUGAAAGGUAUUAAUUCAGUACCUACUGUAUUUGUAAAGAAAUACCUCGUUCAGUAGAUUGUAGUUCAUCAAUACUCGUCAGUUUUUAGAAUAUUUAGACUAUAUAAACACACCGGUGUAAUGAAAAGUAGAACAAUUUUUACAACACAAGUUUUUACUGAAAAUAUUGUAUUAGUAAUAAUUUAAUCGUAAUAAAUUUUAUUUUGUAAUUUGUCGUGCCUGUAUAUUUUAAAGCCUUGUUCACAUAUUUUUGUCAUUUAUAUUUGUUGCAUUGCUGAGAGCCAAAUUACAAACAACUGUCCUUUCUUUUUUAACUGUAGACUUUUACCAGUCUUGCUAUAUUUAACUCAAAAAACUUAGAAAUAGUGAUCAAGUGAUAGAACUCUAGACCAGUCAUACCCCAGGAUUCCGCGAAACUUCAGAAAAACACCUCUGAUUAUCAACAAUCGAUACUUUUAUUCGAUUGUUGCAAUUUAGUCGAAUCGAUCUAUUCCUCUCGGCAGUAGCGCCUUCCACCACGCGUCACUGCUCACGCGUUCAUUUGUUAAACAAGUCCGAACAUACAAAAUAAGUAUCGAUAUUUGUCUCGAUAUAAUAUAUCGAUACUUUGAGAUAUAUCGUAAGGGAUUUGUAUUUAACUAAUAUAAAAUAUUGAAUAUCAGAUAGGGUUCAAGUUAAUUUGAGUAUAAACAGAGUGCAGAAACAAAUCAACUUUAUUUAUUUAUAAAUCCCAAUCCCAAAUCCCAAUAAUUUUUCUAUAAACUUUGCAAAAACAAAAUUUUAGUAACUCUUUUGUAGUCUGCUCCUCUGCAAAGUUUAAACCUUUGCGGCUUUUGACAAAAGUCGUACAGAUGGAACAGAGCUGGCCACCAUUGUUAAAUAUUCAAAUGCUACAUUAUAAAAACUUUGGGGACUGUACUCACACUUCUAAUGGGUUUUCGUUUAAUCUACUAACUGGAGCCCCCAAUUCCGCAGGACCAGUUUAUGGUGAUUACUCCAAAGACUAUAACUCGAUGGAAAACUGAUUUUGCCGGAAGUGUCCGAGUCAGAUUCUGUAGUAGUACAUAAUUCAUCCUGCUGGGUUUUUUAAACGUACAGUAAUCUCCCGGUUAACGGAGCCUGUCCUUCAAAAAUAACAUACAUAAAUAAAGGUUUCAAUAGCGAGACAUCUACGGGAGCCGCGAGGAUUAUUUGUUUAUAAAGUAACAAUCGCGGUCGUUGACAUAGACGGACCGUACAAAAAAGCGCCAGAACCUGAGUGAAUUAGUCGAACUGUCCAAUGAGUUACCCUUUGAAGAUCAAAUCAACAGCGAAGACAUUCGUGAUUGGUGCAAUCAAGAUGUUCAGAUGAAGAUUACCGAAGAGGAAAUCAUCGAUAUGGUAACUGGUGUUAAGCACAGUGAAGAAGAUGACAAUAUGGACGAGAUGAAUCCCAAAAUAUUAUACACCGACGGGCUGAAAGCGAUCGACGCUGCUCAUGCGACAUCCCGCGUCUCUACAGGCGCAAAAUUGCAACGUCCAAGCGAGAGAAUAUGUUAUCUCAGAAGACGAUCAAAGACUUUUUUACGAAAUAAUCUAUGUUUCCAUCUGUUUACAGGUCUGUAAUUGUGAUUAUUAUAUGCUUUUGCUUCAAAUAAACCAGUUUUGUAACCUUUCACGGAGUUUUACGUUUUUUUUUUACCAAAACUGAACUUAACUUUCGGAUUAUCCUAGUUUUCCCGUAUCCGAGAUGGUCCCGGUUCCAAUUACCUCUGAUAAUCGGGGGUCUACUGUAUCAUUAACUUUACUAACGGCAAUGCAAGGCAACAGAACGCACGAUAACACUGAAAAAGUAGUAAAAUCCAGUGGUCACAAUGGCGUUAAAAAUGUUGUUUGUCGUCCAGCUUCCAUAUUAGUAUUGCAAGUUCAUGAUUCUGAAUCAUCCUUUAUUAAAUUAUGUCAAAAUCGGCCGACUUUGAUCCUUGUACUGUAAAUAAAGGAUAUUUAAUACGGUGAAUGAAACAAUUUGUAAAGUUUUGUUGGUACUAUUGGAAUUGAUUUGCGAAAAUGAUCUUUUGUUGUAUUGUUAAUGUAGUAGUAACAUAAAAAGCUUCCACACACGGUUGAAUGUUAUAAACAGAUGUUUUACUUCCGCAGUUACCGCCUUGAAGUACUUAAAAUCGUUAAUACUUCAGUUGCUGGUCUAUAUUGUUUAAAAGGGCCAUUUUAUGUUUUUACCUAAUCGCAAAAAGAAGAUCAAGGAAAAAUGGUUAUACACAAGAAUAGUUCACCAAUAGGAUUGCUCAAUAAACUGAAUGUGUCUGCCAUGUGCGUGCGAAAAAUCGCCAUACGUGACGUCACCUGCAGACCUCGACCGGUCUUAACUCUUUGUUGAGCUAGACUAUUUGAUGAGUUUAAAGGCCAAUUUUAACAAAAAUACAGUUAUUUUUUUAAGUUUUAUUCAUUAUUAUGAAUUAAUAUUAAUUUAAAAUCCAAUUUCCAAUUAUUCAGUUAAUUUUAAGUUCCAUUUAUAAUAGGUAUACAAUGAAGAAAAGAAAUUAAAGAAAAUAAAUUAUUUUUUAAAAUGAUCUGUAUUUUAUAAUUAGUAAAACAGAAGCCAUUAACAAACUUUAAACUAAAAAUUAAAAAGUAAAAACAAA
This is a messenger RNA of Diorhabda sublineata, 8274 nucleotides long. RefSeq names its product protein phosphatase 1 regulatory subunit 14C. The record is from RefSeq and is a predicted model, not a curated record. Gene Ontology annotation, cellular component: cytoplasm. Gene Ontology annotation, molecular function: protein serine/threonine phosphatase inhibitor activity. Lineage: Eukaryota; Metazoa; Arthropoda; Insecta; Coleoptera; Chrysomelidae. The transcript is spliced from 6 exons. Bases 220 to 669 code for a protein of 149 amino acids. Gene Ontology annotation, biological process: regulation of phosphorylation.